Molecule: messenger RNA, 921 nt
Organism: Gadus macrocephalus (Pacific cod)
Lineage: Eukaryota; Metazoa; Chordata; Actinopteri; Gadiformes; Gadidae
Gene: snrpb2
Product: small nuclear ribonucleoprotein polypeptide B2
Exons: 7
Coding region: 44-703 (219 amino acids)
Biological process (GO): mRNA splicing, via spliceosome
Cellular component (GO): U1 snRNP
Molecular function (GO): U1 snRNA binding
Source: RefSeq, a predicted model, not a curated record
GUUUCCGGUUAUACCGCAGUGCGUUCAAGAGAGACCAGCCACCAUGGAUAUCCGACCAAACCACACGAUUUAUAUCAACAAUAUGAACGACAAAGUCAACAAGGAUGAGCUGAAGCGGUCGCUCUACGCCCUGUUUUCUCAGUUCGGUCAGAUCGUCGACAUCGUUGCAAUGAAGACGUCCAAGAUGCGCGGCCAGGCCUUUGUUGUGUUCAAAGAGCUGGCCGCCUCGACCAACGCCCUGCGACAACUACAGGGCUUCCCCUUCUACAACAAACCCAUGCGCAUCCAGUAUGCCAAGACCGACUCGGAGGUGAUCGCAAAGAUGAGGGGAACGUACGGAGACAAGGACAAGAAGAAGGACAAGAAGAAGAAGGGCCCUGAGGUGCUGACCAGCCUAGCCAAGAAGCCAGGGCCAGUGGCACUCACCCCGCAGACAAACAGCCCAGCUGCCCCGGUACCGGACAAUCCUCCCAACUACAUCCUGUUCCUUAGCAACCUGCCGGAGGAGACCAAUGAGAUGAUGCUGUCCAUGCUCUUCAACCAGUUCCCGGGGUUCAAGGAGGUGCGCUUGGUUCCGGGGAAACACGACAUCGCCUUUGUGGAGUUUGAGGGCGAGGCUCUGGCGGGCGUGGCUAAAGACGCCCUGCAGGGCUUCAGGAUCACCGCCACCUGCGCCAUGAAGAUCACCUACGCCAAGAAGUAGUUUCCUGUACCUCCCGCGGGAGAGAGAGGAGGGGGAGACUUUGGGAGGGGAGGGGGGGGGGGGGGGGUGCGAGAGAUGCUGAAAGGGUUCCUGGAUUUCCGUUCAGAUUUUUGUAAAAGUUGCGGAUCGUCCUGGAGGUUUUUUUAUUUUAUUUGUAUGGAGAGUCUUAUUGUUGGACCAUGAAAGGAGUUUGUUUUCUAAUAAACGGUAUUAAAAGA